Zea mays is the source of this 895-nucleotide messenger RNA. Its product is annotated as SAUR25 - auxin-responsive SAUR family member. Gene Ontology annotation, biological process: response to auxin. The coding region runs from base 206 to 610 and encodes 134 amino acids. The record is from RefSeq and is marked validated. NCBI's taxonomy places the organism in Eukaryota, Viridiplantae, Streptophyta, Magnoliopsida, Poales, Poaceae. The transcript has a single exon.
CCCAGCCCACAGGACAACUACAAACGCAAACGCACUGUGUGCUGCUGCCUGCUGCUCCGUGCUGUGCCGUGGUGUCCUCCUCUCACCUGCUCCAACCAAGCACCGCCGUCCCAGCGUCCCUCACCGGCCAUCCAGCCAGCCGCCGCACGGCCCGUCGACCCCACCGCAGGGCUCCCUCCCGCGCUGUCCUCUCCAGUCUCCAGCGAUGAAGCGCCUGCUGCGGCGCCUCUCCCGCGUGGCCGCGGCCGACGCCUGCGCCUGCGCCGCCGCCGCGGCGUACCAGCCGCUCCGGCCGGGCGCCAAGGCGGCCGCGCUCUCCGGCGCGCGGCGGCUGGGCGGCGGCGCGCGCGCGCCGGGUGGCCACGUGCCCGUCUGCGUCGGCGAGGAGGGCGGGCCCCUGGAGCGGUACGCCGUGCGCGCCGAGCUCCUCGCCCGCCCCGCCUUCGCCGCGCUGCUCCGCCGCGCCGCGCAGGAGUACGGCUACGCCCGCCCCGGCGCGCUCCGCAUCCCCUGCCCCGUCGCCGACUUCCGCGACCUCCUCGUCCAGCUCUCCUCCACCUCCGCGGACCAGCCCGACGACGACGCGGCGCUCUGCUGCCACUACUGCUAGGCGAUUCUCUGGCGCCACCGCUCUCAUUCCACCCAUCCAAUCCGGCGGAAAGGACAAAAAAAAAAGAAAGAAAGAAAGAAACAUUCGCCGCAGUUGCCGCGGAGGGCGUAAUUGCGAUUUGCCCUUGCCCCCUCGGUGACUGCAGCGCCAAGUGCUGCUUUGCUUGUACAUACGGGAGGGUUAGUUAAGUUAACUGUGCCGUGGAUCCUUGGAUGGAUGUGGGCACGGCAGGGAUUUUCUCCUGCAGCUCAACAACAGUUUUUUGCGCCUGCUGUCUGUCUGAUA